Molecule: messenger RNA, 1941 nt
Organism: Gossypium raimondii (Peruvian cotton)
Lineage: Eukaryota; Viridiplantae; Streptophyta; Magnoliopsida; Malvales; Malvaceae
Product: mitochondrial adenine nucleotide transporter ADNT1
Exons: 8
Coding region: 281-1345 (354 amino acids)
Biological process (GO): transmembrane transport
Source: RefSeq, a predicted model, not a curated record
AGCUCUCGAACCAGCCGCCACCACCAGUCCACCACACCUCUCUCAAAAACGAACACAAAAACUAGAAAAAAAAAUAGGAAAAAGAGAGAAAUGUGGAACCUCUUUUUACUAUAAAUUGCUUCGGAGAUCCGAUCCUUUCGAUCGCCGGAUUAUCCUCCUCGAUAAUCCGUGAUCCCUUCAAUCCUACCGGGAAAAAAGAACCUUCUUAGGGUUUUCCGUCGAGAGAGAAGGACUUCGAAGAGUUUUUCAGUGUGUUUUUGUGUUUUUUUUCUGGUUUUCGAUGGCUUCGGAGGAUGUGAAGACUAGCGAAUCGGCGGUUUCGACGAUCGUUAAUUUAGCCGAGGAAGCGAAGCUUGCGAGAGAGGGCGUCAAGGCACCUAGCUAUGCUAUUCUUAGCAUCUGCAAGUCUCUCGUUGCCGGCGGCGUGGCCGGUGGACUGUCACGAACUGCCGUUGCUCCUUUGGAACGUUUAAAGAUUUUACUUCAGGUUCAGAAUCCACAUAGUAUAAAAUACAACGGAACGGUUCAAGGCUUGAAGUACAUUUGGAGAACGGAAGGUUUUCGUGGAUUAUUCAAGGGCAAUGGUACUAAUUGUGCACGCAUUGUUCCAAACUCUGCGGUCAAAUUCUUCAGCUAUGAGCAAGCUUCAAAGGGAAUCCUGUAUCUAUAUCAACAGCAAACUGGCAAUGAAGAUGCUCAACUCACUCCUCUUCUACGCCUUGGAGCUGGAGCAUGUGCUGGAAUAAUUGCCAUGUCUGCAACUUACCCAAUGGACAUGGUACGAGGCAGGCUUACUGUACAGACAGACAGCUCUCCUUUUCAGUACAGAGGAAUGUUCCAUGCUCUGUCAACUGUGUUGCGGCAAGAAGGCCCACGGGCAUUGUACAAGGGUUGGCUUCCUUCAGUCAUUGGAGUUAUACCAUAUGUGGGUUUGAAUUUUGCUGUGUACGAGUCUCUAAAAGAUUGGUUAAUAAAAAAUAAACAAUUCGGAUUUGCUGAGGACUCUGAGUUGAGUGUGACAACGAGGCUUGCUUGUGGGGCUGCUGCUGGAACUGUUGGGCAAACUGUUGCUUACCCUCUCGAUGUCAUCCGCAGAAGAAUGCAAAUGGUAGGAUGGAAAGAUGCUGCAUCAGUUGUCACUGGUGAUGGGAGGAAUAAGGCUCCUCUUGAGUAUACUGGCAUGAUCGAUGCAUUCAGGAAAACUGUUAGGCACGAGGGCUUUGGAGCAUUAUACAAGGGUCUGGUCCCUAAUUCUGUGAAGGUUGUACCUUCAAUAGCUAUUGCGUUCGUGACAUAUGAGGUGGUGAAAGACAUUUUAGGAGUUGAAAUCAGAAUAUCAGACUAAACCGGUACCAAUUCUACUCAAUGUUUUUAGGGAUGUGUGCUAUUUUUGUAGGUAAAGGGGAUAUAGAGUAAGAUAAACUAGGGAACAACCUUUUAACCUUUUUCUUUUCGUCUCAUCACACAAAAAUGAGUUUAGAAACUUAUACGAGCCUGCCCAUAAUUUGUUCCCAUGGUUUCCAAUGUUUUCCUUGUGAACUCUGUAGCUUUUCAGCUCCCCCAUUCAUGUUCUGUAUCAAUAAAAGACUGAACUAGCAUCAAUGCGAUUCUCGCAUUCGCCUUCCCUUCUCGAUAAAACUCGAGAAGGCAAUUUCUAAGCCAUCUCUGCUAGAUUAAUUGUGUUAUUUCUGUGGCUUAGCAAACAUUUUAUCUCUCAAUAAGUAGAUUGAUUGGGCUUAGUGUGAAGUGAAAAUUCAACUUUAUAAGUUGGUUGCAAUGGGUAAAGGUCGAGGCAUGUUGUAAUGGCAAUAACUCUGGCAUACAUUAUGUUUUUUCUUCAAUCAUCUUCGGGAUGAUGACAUCGUAGUGCUCUAUAUAUGGUUGUUUUGGCAAACUAUUUUUAAAUCUAUGAACAAUGCGUAUGGUGUUGUAUUGCUGCCA